AAAAGUAUUUCAUAAUUCAUGUUAUCAUAUUAUACAAUAUAAUAUCAAAAUAAUACUAUCAAUCCUGACAAACUCAUUAGGUAUGUCGAUAGCUUUUGUUAUCAACUUCACUACAUGGCUACUAACAUUCUUCCGUAAGCUUCCGGCGAACACCGACAACCAUCUUAAGUUAUUGACAUACCUAUUGCCAAUCUACCGUAAAUAAUUUAAUUUGUGAUUAUGGGAAGCAAAGAGAUAGUGUUGCAUGUAUUUUAGAAAAAUAGAUAAAUAAUUAAAAAGUGAAUAGUAAAUACUGAUCGGAAACAAAUUGUAUUCAAACCUAAAUGUAUAUUAGUUCCAGUUGUGUCUAGUUGACUUCUUCAGUUUUAUGUAGGCAAUUUAACAAAUAUAUUGAAAUAGACUUAAACCAUACAUUUAAUUUUUUGCGAGUUGGUUUUUAGUUCUAAUGUAUUAUGUAGUCAACUAGACUUGUUCAAUUUAUUGGCACGCGGCUGCUUCUGAAUAAAGAAUAUUAAACAGUUUUGUUUAAUUUUCAUUAUGUCAAGCUGGGACACAGAUAGUAGUUCUGAUUCAAUUCCACUAAUUGUUUAUGCCAACAACAAUCGUUUACCAGGUAGUAAUGACUCGGUAGCCGAAUCAGACAGUGAAGAUAAUGAAAGUAUUCAAGAUAAUUCUGAUACUUCAUCUGGAGACAGUCAUAAUGAUGCCAUAUUACUCAACACUGACGAUUCUGAUAUUGGGCCUAAUAGUCCUACAUUAAGUUUUGCCAUUGAUGAUCCAUUUUUGGAAAAUCUGUACCAAGAUAAUAUCAAUGUUACCGCACCUAAACCUAACUGGUGUACACCAAAAGAAUUGUACAAUAGAGAAAUUGGAAAAUACAGCAGUCCUGCUAUUUGGUGUAAUAAAUUUUAUGGUUCGAUGACUGCCGUGCAAAAACUUAAAUUGGUUCAUCAAUUGAAAGGCCAUCGUGGUUGUGUAAAUACUUUGGAUUUCAAUCCUGGAGGUGAUAUUAUUGCUAGCGGUUCUGACGAUCAAAAUAUUUGCCUCUGGAACUGGUCUCUAGGAAAGUGUUUAUUAAAAUAUGACAGUGGACACCAUGAAAACGUUUAUCAGACCAGAUUUUUGUUAUCUCAAGGAGAUAUUCGUAUUGUGUCAUGCGGACGCGAUGGUUUGGUGAGAUUAUCUGCUGUUGGCAAAAGUCAUCUAUAUUAUAACAAACUACUGGCAUCUCAUUACCAUUCCUGCAACAAACUUAGUGUACAUAAAGAUUUACCGUAUGUAGUUCUUAGCUGUGGUGAUGACGGAGUUGUAAAAUCCAUUGACAUUCGUGAAUCACCUAUUUACGAAAAUGUUAAUUCCACAAACAUACAGAAAAUAUGUAAUGAAAAUGGUUCUGUCGUACGAUUAUUCGGUGUUGAUACAAAUCCAAUGAAUUCGUUGGAGUUCAUUGUACACGGCGAUGAUAAAUUUGUAAGGAUGUAUGAUAAAAGAAAACUAAAGAAAGAGCCUGUAAAAAUAUUUUGCAGAAAAGGUUUUUCUAUGAUCGAAGGAGUGUCGCAUAUCACCUCGGCUGUGUACAACUAUUGUGGUACAGAAAUUCUAGCGUCUUACAGUGAGGACGACAUUUAUUUAUUCGAUGUCAACAGUUCGCCUGACACACAUCUUCAUCAGUAUGGAGGUCAUCUGAAUAAAAUUACAGUCAAGGGUGUCAAUUUUUAUGGACCUAAAGGCGAAUUUGUUGUAUCUGGUUCCGACUGUGGCCAUAUUUUCAUAUGGGAUAAAAAGACUGAAGCCAUCGUACAAAAGAAACACGCCGAUGCAAACGGAAUUGUUAAUGUACUGGAACCGCACCCGCACAUUCCUACUUUAGCAACGAGUGGUUUGGACAAGACUAUUAAGAUUUGGCAACCACUAAAGGGAUGCAUAGAACCAAAUAUUCUAAAACUAAAAAAAUCGAUAAUCCAAAACCGAAUUGAAAGAGAGCGAGGUAUCAGAAGGGAUUAAUCGUGAACGAAAUUUGGAUUAAUACUUCAUUUAACAAUUUAACUAUACUUCAUGAAUUUUUGUUGAAAAAUUUGUCUCAGUCAGUUCUCGGUUCUUUGACCAAACUCCAUUAGGCAAUCAGAACUGGACUUUUUUGGAGACUGAAAAAUCCACUUCCUUUUAUUAAAAUAUAAUGCCUAAAGAAUGAUGAAGUCACCAACCACCAGUUUGUUUGAUCCCAACAAUACUUCAUAGUAUUUACUUUGCUUAUUACUUAUUGUUUUGUAUUUUAUUUGUACAAAUAAAUUAUUUCUUGUAAUAAAACUAUUACCAGUUUGUUUGAUCCCAACAA
Molecule: messenger RNA, 2335 nt
Organism: Adelges cooleyi (spruce gall adelgid)
Lineage: Eukaryota; Metazoa; Arthropoda; Insecta; Hemiptera; Adelgidae
Product: DDB1- and CUL4-associated factor 8-like
Exons: 11
Coding region: 538-2004 (488 amino acids)
Cellular component (GO): cytoplasm; Cul4-RING E3 ubiquitin ligase complex
Molecular function (GO): protein binding
Source: RefSeq, a predicted model, not a curated record